This is a messenger RNA of Papilio xuthus (Asian swallowtail), 633 nucleotides long. Lineage: Eukaryota; Metazoa; Arthropoda; Insecta; Lepidoptera; Papilionidae. The record is from RefSeq and is a predicted model, not a curated record.
UCCAACGAGUCGUCGAGUUUAGACGGGAGUAUAAAAACGUCGGCUCGUUCGUCUAACGUACAGUUACACGCAAUCCGUUAACUUUGACACAAGCAUGAGGACCUUCAUCGCUCUCUUCGCCCUUGUGGCAGUGGUGGUUGCUGACGGACCCGCACUCCGGUCUCCCGAGGCUGACGCUGCCAUCAUUAACCAAGAGGCUGACGUCUUUCCCGACAAAUACCAGUUUAGUUAUGAGACCGCAAACGGUAUUGUCGCUGCUGAGUCUGGAUUACUGAAGAACGUUGGCCGCGAAGACGAAGCUUUGCAAGUCGAAGGACAAAACAGAUACGCGGCACCUGACGGCAGCAUCAUCUCUUUGACUUACGUCGCCAACGAGUUCGGAUACCAACCACAGGGUGCCCACCUUCCCGUCGCCCCCGAACCUCAACCUAUCCCCGAGUACAUCGCCCGCUCCAUCGAAUACAACCGCAUUCAUGCCCCAAAAACAGUUGACGGCCAAAGACGUUAAGAAUAAUGUAAACUAAAUCAACUAUUACAAUACUCAAUAUUACUUAUAUCUUGUUAAUUACACUGCCUUUAAAAUAUAUGUCUAGUCGUUCCGUAAGAGUUUAAUUAGAAAAAGUUCACAAUUUA